Messenger RNA from Racocetra fulgida, 985 nucleotides. The record is from the annotation of a GenBank genome assembly. Lineage: Eukaryota; Fungi; Glomeromycota; Glomeromycetes; Diversisporales; Gigasporaceae.
AUGGCGAACGAAAUUUCUCAAAAUUUUUUACAUGAAGUUAUUAAGCUUCAAAAUUUUUGUAAAGGAAGAUUAUUGAGUAUUACUUUUGAACCUAGUCAUCUUACUAUAGUUAGAGAUGUUUUUGACUAUACAAGAGCUCUUAGAAAUAGAAACAAUUGUAUUAUCACUACAAAACUCCUGAUUCCGGUAGAUCAAAAAUAUGAAUAUGCAACAGAAUCCCUAGAGGAUGAAUAUUUAAAUCAAGAAAGUGAAAAUUCAAUGGAAAAUCAAGAGCAUGAAUAUUCAACGUUAAAUGAAUUUUUGGAAACUUCCAAUAAUCCGGAAGAUGUCUUUAUCAAGAUUAAUUCACAUCUUGAAGCUUUGCAAAGUUGUGAAUUUUUGAAAGAAUAUAAAGAAUUAUUUAGUCUGUGGAAAACUAAGGCAGUGAAAACUUUUGGUAAUGAUGCAAUGAAUUCUACGAAAGCAAACGAAAUUAAACAAAAAUCUCAGAUAAAGUUCGUUAAUAAUGCUAAAAAAAGAACUACAUCACAAGAUAAUAAUAAAAUCAAAAGUUGGCAAGAUGUUGAUGAAAAUGAAGAAUCAUCCAAUAGUAUCAUUGACAAUGAAGAACCAUCCAAAAAUACUAAAAGUGACUUUGACAACGAAAUUACUCGACAACAACACACAACCGCUCUAACUAUACCACCUAUUCAAGAAACCACUAUCGAUUUCAGUGAUAACAUUGAUUCAAUUCAAACUGGCCUUCGAAAAUGGAGAGAAAUAAACUCAAAGAUAUUUAAGUUCAAACAGAUAAUAACAGAAGCUAAAUGGAAGAAUUUUCUUACUUUAGAUUUGGCUUAUGAAGCAUUAAGAAAGGUCAUCAAUCAAGAACCUACAAUCGAUCAAUAUGACAAUGAUACUGAAUUCGGCAAAGAAUCUGAAAAUGAUGGUGUCAGAAAAAAAAUUGAAGCAGGCAUUCCUCUAGGAAAAAAUGCUAAUGAACAAA